Enterobius vermicularis (human pinworm) is the source of this 1770-nucleotide messenger RNA. Lineage: Eukaryota; Metazoa; Nematoda; Chromadorea; Rhabditida; Oxyuridae. The record is from the annotation of a GenBank genome assembly.
AUGCAAGCCUAUUCAGCUGUCAUUACUCCACGGCCUGAAGAAGUACCUAUCAAAAAGUCGUUAUUGCCAAACCGGGAUAUUCUUGAACAUCAAAAAUUGGUCAUUCCUAAAGAUUUUAUCGGACUAAACCUACCAGAAGAUUCGACAAAUAUUAAAUCUUUAACACUAGAAAGCGUGUCAACUUUAACUUUAUCGGGAAAAGGACCGGCUGCAAGAGCGGUAGAAACGAGAGGUUUGACGGUUCGGGCAGAUUUUCUUAAAGAACCGGGAGAAGUUGGCGGAGGUAAAAUUAAACGGUUGAGCGGUGAUAUGGCUAAUGUGGGAACUGAAGGUAAUCUGAGUGAUUUUAUUAUAUACUCUUGUAGUCAGGAAGGCAGUUACGAAUGUGAAUUAUAUGAUCAGCGGGAAGUCUCAUUUAAAGCAUAUCUUAAUAUACUCGUUGAAAAUUGUUCAAUACAAAAUAAAAUUAUAGAUUCCUUGAAGAACCGCUUAGCAAUGGAUUUAAAGUUCAGGCAGCUCAGUACAUUCAAACGUUCGAAAGGGCCGCCGCGAAGGCCUAGGUCGUCAACGACUUCUCCAGUUGAAAAGAAAAUGUAUAAGCCAAGAUGUUUGAAUGAGAAAGUCAGAUAUUGUCUGAUAGUUCUUAUUGUGGUUAAAAAUUUGGUUAGAAAAAUAAUCGCUGCAACCAAGCUAGAUAAGCAGCUAAUUUUAGCAAAACUGGAAUUGAAAGUUAAAAUGUAUACAGAGCUUUUGGAAAUUGCUGUUGUGCUAAAGUUUAACGUUGCAAGGAAAGGCUCAAUUCAACAAGGUUCUGAAGAAGUUCAGAAGCCGAAAACUGAGAUAAAACACAGAAAGAAAAGUCCAAAAUCAAAGAAAAGGCAUGGAAUAACAGUCAAAGAACAAAGAAGUGGAGCACGAAGACGACCUACCUCAAAAAAAGGCUCUAAAUCAACUGCAAAAGCUCGCCCUCCUUCACGUAAAACUGCCGCUGAGAGUGCUGAGCUAAUUGCUUUGUCACCUGAGCAUCCUGAACGGGUUGAGGACGCAAAGCUGGUACAGAUUCCACCAUCAAAGGUCUCAGGGAAGCGAAAACGUCCCAAAAGCAGUAAGGGUGUUUUGGCCAGCAAAACGGCAAUUUCUAGCGCCGGGCAUUCAGCAGUUCUGUCAAAGAUGAGAAAGAGAACUGUUCAAAGACUAAAAAAAAAUGCUGUAAUUGGUGAAGGAGCUACGCAACAAGCAGGAAGGCUGCCUUCGAGGCGUUCAUCUGUUAGCAGAAGUCGCUCGUCUCCUACAUCUCGGCGCAGCAGUCUGUCGACAACGGGACGCGCAGAAGACGGAGAACUAAGAAGUAUUCAAGACGUCAGCAUAGCGGAGCCACAACAGGACGAUGUCAAGGAAGCGGUGCUGACUUUUAGUCAGGGCGAAACCGAUGGCGAGGAUGUGCGCAGUGCAGUUGUCAGGAAGAAUGUUUUGAGGAGUCAAAGAUGUGCCUCAUUAUACGGAGCGAAAAGACAGGCUGCGAAAAGUGUUGUUGGACCUCUGCAUCAGAUCAAGUCGAGCAAGAGUAGAUCAGGUAAAACAACUUCAAAGGCGGAGUCUUUGCCACAUGGAGCAACCAUCAAGCGAAACAGUGAUGGAAAAAUGUGUACUGCAAAUAUAGUUUUAGCCGAUGGAAGACCGUGUACAGUGACUAUCAAAAUAAAGUGGAAACGCCCUUCAAACCACUGCGACAAAUCUGCUAAAGAACCUCCUGUUGAACUACCGAAGUGA